GCUGGUUCUGACCCAGGAGGAGGUCUACAGGAUCACAGAAGUCCACAUAACAGCUCAGCUUCAGAUGAUGGCUCUCCCUGCAGCAUUUUUAUCUGAGGACCAGUUCACCUGCUCCAUCUGCCUGGAGGUGUUCACCAACCCGGUGUCCACACCAUGCGGCCACAGCUUCUGCCAGGCCUGCAUCUCCUCCUACUGGGACGGAGGGAGGUCUGGAGGCGGGGCCAAGUCCUACCAGUGUCCGCUCUGCAAGGAGUCCUUCAGGAAGCGUCCAGAGCUCCAAAUAAACCGAACCCUGAAGGAGAUCACAGAGCAGUUCAAACAGAUGGCCGCCACUGGAGUCAGACUGGACGGAGGAGGAGGAUUUCACGACCCCAACAACCAUCCUUAUCAGCGUCACAUGUCGCUGUCUUUGUCCCAGAGGCGAGGAGAGAUGCCCGAGAGCAUCUUCACUGAGAUGAUGACCCGUUUUCAGAUGCUGCCAUCAGAUGGCAACUAUCAGAGUGACCCCAGUGUCCAGCACCCAGAUCGGACCAACUCCCAUCCACACCCUGGCCACCAGAUUCAUAAUGACCCACCACCACCAUAUUCACCCCCUCGCAGAUACACGGUGAGUGGCUCCAGCGACUCCAGCUCCAAUCUGCCGCUGUGUCCGAUCCAUCGAAGAGGAUUAGAGUUCUUCUGUCGGACUGAUAAUACCUGUGUCUGCAGCGUCUGUGUGGAGAUGGCUGAGCAUCGAGGACACAGCGUCAUCCCUGCCAAGAGGGAGUGGCAAAUCAAGAAGUCACAGAUAGGAAUUACAGAGGUGGAGCUGAAGGAUCUGAUCUGUGAGAGAGAAAGGAAAGUUCAGGAAAUACAGAGCUCCUUACGGGACAUCCAGGCUGCUGCUCAGAAAGAGACAGAAGGAGCUGUUGGUACGUUUUCCAAGGUCAUCGCCAACAUGGAGCGCUGCCAAGCUGAAGUACUGGAGGUGAUAGAGAUAAGUGUGCGAGCGGCAGAGCGCAAAGCCCAGAAACUGUUGAAAGAGCUGGAGGAGGAGCUAUCUGAGCUGAGGACCAGGAGUUCAGCGCUCAGCCAGCUGGCGCUCUCUGACGACUAUGUGCUCUUUCUCACGACGUUUCCCGCCGUGUCCGUCCCUCCACAGAUGAAGGACUGGUCUGGGGCGUCCGUGGAGUCGGACUUGACCUCUGGUGGGAUUCUGAAGACCGUUACUCAAAUGGUUGACCACAUUCAGGAAGAGAUGCGCAAACUGCCUGAAGUUUGUCAGCGAUCUAUAUCAGACCACUCCGUAACCAGGCCAAAUCCAAAGGUGAGGAGAGUUCAAGAAUAUGCAGCUGACAUCACCUUGGAUCCCAGCACCGCCCACCCACGCCUCAUCAUUUCAGCUGAUGGGAAGCAGGUGCAGUGUGGAGACCGCCACCAGUCGGUACCAGACAACCCGGAACGCUUCGACCGGGUGGUGUGUGUCCUGGCCCACGAGGGCUUCAACUCAGGACGCCAUUACUGGGAGGUGGAGGUGGGAGGAAAGACCGACUGGGACCUGGGAGUGGCGAGUCGAUCUGUCAGUCGUAAAGGUAAAAUCACCGUAAGCCCUGCUCAUGGCUACUGGUUCCUGAGUCUGCGGGAUCGGACCGACUACGCCUUCCGAACAGAACCCUCGACCAGCCUUACGGUCAAUCUCAGACCUUCCCGGAUCGGCAUCUACGUGGACUACGACAAGGGCCUGGUGUCAUUCUACAACGUGGAGGCCAGGGUUCUGAUCUACACCUUCACAGAUACUUUCUCCAACACCAUCCACCCCUUCUUCAGUCCCUGCACCAACAAAUCUGGCAGGAACGAGGCUCCGCUUGUUAUUUGUCCUGUUACAGCAGCGGAAUGAAAUGAGAUGUGAAAACAUUGUCCUUUCUGAAGACGGACGACUCCAUGAAUGUGGGACGUGAAUGGAGAUGACAACAGUAACGAAUGUCUGGACUAGAUUCAGAUUAACCUAUAAAGACCUAAAUCGCUACUAAUCUGAAAUGUUUAAUAACCUCUCAUCCACUAAUCUUAUCAAUACAUGUAAUUAAUUGGUGUAAAAUACAGUUCUUCAUCUUUUCAUGUUCU
Molecule: messenger RNA, 2100 nt
Organism: Sphaeramia orbicularis (orbiculate cardinalfish)
Lineage: Eukaryota; Metazoa; Chordata; Actinopteri; Kurtiformes; Apogonidae
Product: E3 ubiquitin-protein ligase TRIM21-like
Molecular function (GO): zinc ion binding; protein binding
Source: RefSeq, a predicted model, not a curated record